Messenger RNA from Cricetulus griseus (Chinese hamster), 3880 nucleotides. The record is from RefSeq and is a predicted model, not a curated record. NCBI's taxonomy places the organism in Eukaryota, Metazoa, Chordata, Mammalia, Rodentia, Cricetidae.
UCCCUUCUCUCUCAGCAGAGCUGCGAAGCUGGGGUGAGCUGCCAUGUGGAGCUGUGGCCCACUCAACAGCACAGUGUGGGGUGAGGAGCCGCUAUGCCGCAACCUGCGCCUGGGGCUGUGGGUCCUCUCGCUGCUCUACCUGGGGGCAGGUGUCCCUGUGGGCUUAGGCUACAAUGCCCUGUUGGUGCUGGCCAACCUGACCAGUAAGAACAGCAUGACCAUGCCAGAUGUGUACUUCGUGAACAUGGCUGUGGCGGGGUUGGUGCUCACGGCACUGGCACCUGCAUACCUGCUGGGUCCUGCCCACUCCAGGUGGGCCCUGUGGAGCCUCAGCAGUGAGGCCCAUGUGACACUGCUCAUCUUAUUCAAUGUGGCUUCCCUGGUGACCAUGUACUCCACUGCACUGCUGAGCCUCGAUUACUAUAUCGAGCGUGCCCUGCCACGCACCUAUAUGGCCAGUGUGUAUAACACCCGGCAUGUGUGCGGCUUCGUCUGGGGAGGAGCGGUGCUCACCAGUUUCUCCUCCCUGCUCUUCUACAUCUGCAGCCAUGUGUCUUCUCGCAUCGCUGAGUGUGCCCGGAUGCAGAACACAGAGGCUGCUGACGCUAUCCUCGUGCUCAUCGGCUAUGUGGUGCCAGGUCUGGCUGUGUUGUAUGCGCUGGUGCUCAUCUCAAGGAUUGGGAAGGAAGACACGCCCCUGGACCAGGACACUAGCAGGCUGGACCCCUCAGUGCAUAGGCUGCUGGUGGCCACUGUGUGCACACAGUUUGGGCUCUGGACACCUUACUACCUGAGCCUGGGGCACACAGUGCUGGCCUCACGGGGGAGGACCGGAGAGGGGCAUUAUCUGGGCAUCCUACAGGUUGCUAAGGACUUGGCCAAGUUCUUGGCCUUCUCAAGCAGCUCCGUGACACCACUGCUCUACCGUUAUAUCAAUAAAGCCUUCCCCGGCAAGCUCCGACGGCUGGUGAAGAAACUGCACUGUGGGCACCGGCACUGCUCCCCUGACCCUGCAGGGAUACAGCAGGUGAUGGCACAGGCGUAGCUAAUCCUUCCCUGGUCUUAAGUCCCAGGAGAGGACCUGACCAUGAGGAACACUAAAAUUCAACUGGACGCAUAGCACUUUGUUCCCCAAGCACAUGGCGCUUCCAUCUCCAGGAGACAUGCUGAAUCCAGAAUAGCACAGGGGGGCAUUUCUCUUGACAUCUUCUGUCUUUUCCCCUAAAAGGCCAAUCUUGGUCUGCAGCUGCAUUGCAGAAAGCAGUGGUGCCUUGUGCGAACAGGCUGCUUCUAACUAACCUCCCCACCUACCCCUCAAGGUGUGAGCCUUUCUCCCAGGGACACCAUCAAGGUUCAUGUCCUCAAACGCAGGCUGACCUUUGGACUCCCUGGUAUUUGGGCUUUCUAAAUGAAGUGAUGAAAUCUAAAGCCAGUAUUUAUACUUCGUAUUGACACAAUACUUGAUUCUCCUCUCUCUCUCUCUCUUUUUUAUAAAUAAAACCAAGUGUUAGAAAAAUGCCUAAUAUUAAGAUGAAAACAGUACAAGGGAACAUGGCUGUCACUGAUACCAAUGUUACAGCUUGAGGACAGGACAGUGUGCCUGUCAGGCCUGAACUGUUGACAAUGAUAGCUGUGGAGCACUGCACCUCUCCCCAGCCACACACACCUGGCUACCUUUCUAACUGCUGAGAAACGAUUUUGGUAUUGGCCUGUCUUCUUUCCAGUGCUGCAACAUGUGCACAUCAAUAAAUGGAAGAAAGUCUCUCAGUGCAGAACCUGAAGACCUCUCCAGGGGAGAGAUCUGGACAUGGUAGUGUUAGCCAGGCAUGGAAGGGAGAGGCAGGAUGGUAUGAGGCCAGGUAGGUACCCCAAGAUGACCAGGGACUGGCAUCUGCGGUAAAGGCCCUGCCUGGCUGGUUUCACACAGCUGUGGGGUGGUACAGGAUGAGGCUUGCCUUCUACAGGUGUCUGGGUCCAGACCUCACCCACGUGCCUCUGGGGCCUUGUAUUUGGUAAUUAACUACUCUAACAUGUGGGCAUGAAAAGAAUUCCUCCCGCCCCCAUUCCAUCACUGUCACCACCCCAUUCUCUAGGGUUACAUUGCAAACCCACAACUCCCCGUUCCCCAGUUCUAAAGCUCCCCUCACAUGAUCAUCUAACCUGUCUCUGCAGAAGGUCAGUGUGAUCCAUACUCAGUGGUCUUCCUCCACAGCCCUAAGGCUGUCCUGGCUGCUUGGGAACUUCAGCUAGGAGUAACUUUAGUUUUUAUCUACGCUAUGCAAACUACAUCUCCUGGGAUGGUGACUGCCUGAGUUAAUCUGCCUUAAAGAGGAUCGGGGAGGGAGGUGCAUGAGGUCCUCAACCCUGGCUGUGACCCACUGGGCAUGCUCGUUGGGGCACAGUUCCUCAUGAAUAAACCACAAGGCUGGAUUAGACAACAGCCUUCAGGAUUGCUUCUGGCUGUAGAGUUUUGUUUUAAGGCUUUUAAAAUAACAAGCCUAACUUGCUCUAUCCUUGCUUCCAGAUGCACAGCCGGAUGGAGGCUCUGAGGCUCUAGUGGCUGCCAGGCUUUUCCAUCCCAACAGCCACAUUGACCACCUUAAUGCUUGCUGAGGAAACAGGAACCCUCACCAUGAAGGUUCUAGCUGGGCCUAGCCUGCAGACCAAUGUAAUUCUCCUAUGGGUGAGAGCAAGCAAAGCGGCCAAGGUCAGGGCAAGCAAAGGGCAGCCUAAGCUUUGUAGGUCAUAGGGGAAACAGGAUCCAGCUGGGCGGGGCUGUUUGUGAUGUUCCUGUCCCAGUUUAAAGCAGUCAUUGCCCUUGUUGACCCUUUUACACCUUUUGCUCCAGGCAGAGGUCCUGGGAGAGGCAGACCCCAGGUCCUGGAAUCUUUCACCCCAAUCAUCUCAAGCAUGGUGGGGAGAGGCCCAGAUGUUCCUUAGUUACACUUUCUCAGUGGCCAAGUUCUAGGGAACCCUUGAGGGACUGGAAGCCAGGACCCUGUGACUGGCAUUAACUAUAUAGCUGCUUGUUCUGCAGGUUUAGCCCAGUAGAUACCCAGCUGUCUGCCUGGGUCUUACUGGGGGAGCCACACAUGGCCAGAGGAGUGGCCAUCUGCAGAGUAGACCCUUUCCCUGUAGUGACCCCCUGGAGUGAUACACCCUCCCACCCAGGACUCUAUUCCUACCACCUGCCUCCCCUUGCCCCGGUCUUCCACUACAACUGCCCAAGCACUGCACAGUCACUGGUGCUGACAUCUGCUGUCUGUAAUUCUGUGCUAAGUUCAUCCUGGGAGUUCCCAAGUCUUUUGCCAUGCACCUCCCAAAGUAGGAAAAGCCUUAACCACAUAGGAGAAGAGGUUACUGCAACAAUGUGUGCGAGUGUGUGCUCAAGGGUAUGAUGCUUUCUUGCAUGACUUUAAGAUGCCAGGCAGGACACACAGUUCUCCAAGGAUUGUUAAUUUGGUUGUCAACACUUCUUGAUGGUUAUAAUUUACAAUGAAUGCUCUUAUUUUCAUUAACUCACAAGAGAGCCUGCCGUGUCAUUACUUAGGGUUCCAGAAAGUGACCUUUUUCUUGGGUUUCCUUCACAAUGUUACAUGACACGACAGAGGAAACUGGAGCCAAUGCUCUUUGGGGCAAAUAUACCCAGGAACCAAAAAAACGCCUGUUCUGUUAGAGAAAGCAAAGGCUGGACCAGGGAGAAGUUAUGGCAUUAAACUGCGUGUCUGGCUGGUUCUUGGGAAGAGGGGGGCUUUCUCAUUCCUGACCUAGAGAUCCACCCACGUGGCUGAAUCCAUUUGCCAAAAUUCUGUGAAUGUGAAAAAAGAAACUACUGAUGAGAUUCACACAUCUGAAUACUAUUAAAUUAUUUAACAUGAGA